Symsagittifera roscoffensis is the source of this 2737-nucleotide messenger RNA. Its product is annotated as protein IWS1 homolog. Lineage: Eukaryota; Metazoa; Xenacoelomorpha; Acoela; Convolutidae. The record is from RefSeq and is a predicted model, not a curated record. Bases 768 to 2342 code for a protein of 524 amino acids. The transcript has 6 exons.
AGGAGCAAAUAAAAUAGAUGCAGCAAACCUGCUUUGUUGAUUGUUAAAAUGGCUGCUAUGCCAAGCCCAACCGCCAUCCCUCAUUGAAUUUGCUCCUUUUAUUGACUACAAUCUCAUUUGACUAAACCUCUCACCGUUUAUAAUCUGAUAUAGUAAAAUUGAGAAAGUCCUUUUAGAAACAUUCGGUUAAUAUCCAAUUCCGCUGUUUACAAUUUCUGUACGUUGUUCGUAUUUUGAAAACGCUCAGCUUCGAAAUUAGCUUGUUUGGUUGUGUAGACCUUAAUACCAUUCAUUUAGUUAAAAUUCCAAAUGAACUCUUGAGACCUGAAACGAUUUAUUACUUUUCAGAUAAGGAUUUGACUUGUUUACAGUUACAAUUUGGACAGAAGCAGAUAUCACACCAAGGUUCGGCCACCAAAGUGGAAAUUUUCAAAUUCGAUUGUAGUGAAGUUAACUAGUUGGAUUCAUUUUGUUAAUUACUAGUUUGCCCGAUUAUUUGCACUGAUUCGCUUCCCAUAUGUCUUAAUGUCACGAGUUCAAUGCCGCUGAAGGAACCUUUAUUUGUUGGUAAAGAUGAUUUGUAGGAUCUAUGUUUUCCUUUCUUAAUUUACUUUUCAAAGUAACUCGUUUUAGCUAUAGUCAAUAUCUACCAAAUAGACUAAGCUCUGAAAUUAUAUUGCAGUUUUAUCAAAUGAUUAGCCUUGUUACACUACAUCGUGCAAUAUUUAAUCAAAUUUGAUAACGAAUAGUGGAAUCUAAAUAGUCGUAUGGACAACGAAAACCAAGUAUCGGCAGAGCCAAUACAGACUUAUCUGAGCAAUGGCGGAGAUGAAUUGUCUGCACCAGAUAUGGUUGUCAAUUGGCAUUCAGAUGAAAAAAUAGAUGCCAAAAUUACCAAAUCAGAAAACGCUUCUUCCGAAAUAGCAGACUCAGUUGUGAUUUCCGAAACGGCAAACCAUAAAAACGGUGAGCCAACAGAAAACAGUUAUGUCGAAUCAAAGCCGAAUGGGAGACACUCGCCCGAAGAUCAGCCAGAUUCAGCAAUGACGUCUGAAUCGUUGCAAAAACCAGAUAACCAGCCUUUUGCAGUCCAGAUGACCACUUCCACUACGACCAAAGUCACUGUUACACAAGCUGAUUCGAAUGAAGAGCCUAAGGUUGAAGAAAAAGCUGAAACGAAGACAGAAUACGUGACAGAUGCAUUGACUGUGAAUGGGAGGAUAAGGUCAGCUGGUGGGGAUAUAGAGGGGGAGAAUGACGAAGAGGAGGAACCAGCAGUGGCUCUUUCCCAGGAGGAGGAACAGCUGCUGGAGAAGCUCAAAUACCAGCCCUUUUCUGUCGCUCAGGAUAUAGAGAACUUGACCCCAGAGCAGCGAGAAAAAAUAAAUAUGUAUCAGCGAAGAGAGAGUCUGGCCAGAGCGAACUCGCUCAAGCGCCAAUCUCCUAUUGGCAAGAGACCCAGUGAUUCAUCUCAAGGCCGUCGCAGCAGCGACUUUGCAGCGGCCAACGGAGAACAAGUCUCAACCAGUAUAGCCGAAUCAAAACCAGCAGUCCAAACAUCUCAAUUUUUGGAGUCUAAUGUCGGAACGACUAUGCCAGUAGCGGAAAUUCGAAUUGCCGAGAAAGAGCAGAACGUUAAAGGAGAAGCAAAAGCAGACGAUCCGAAGGUUGAAGCCGACAAGAAAGAGAACGAGCCUGCAUCUGAACAGGAGAAAAUAGAUAUAGAUUCUGAAAUGUAUAAACAGAUGAAGUUCUUCACGCCCAAGCCUUACCAUGUGUCGCUGAGCACUGACAAUUCCACCCAUGAUUUCAGGCCUCACAGCACAUUAACCCCUAAUAUGAGCGAAGUGAGAAACCACCAACCUCAGCGAUACUCCACUUUACCAUCUACCAACUACAGCAAAAUGGCAAGUGCGGGAGACUUGAUCUCGCCCUCAGCUGAGAACCUGAAACUGGAUCGAUCCCAGAGUGUCAAGACCCAGCAAGACACUGAUAAGAUGAGACAGCAUGUCUACGAGUUGAGGAUGAAGUUUUUGGGACAGGAAAUUCCAGCAGUUUAUCCCUACAAACUGUACAUAGAUGGCGAAGGAACAGACGAAAAAGACAUGGUUGAUGACGAAAUUACAGAAGCGAAAAAGUCUAAUCAGGUCCAAGCAGGGAACCCGAAUGCGCUGCAGAAGACUAAAAAGUCGACAGACAAAGACGCGAAAAAGAACCAAAAAGAGAAAGAAGCAGCGUUGAAAGACAAAACCGCUGGGCCCAAACAAUCUUCGAACCCAUUUUACAAACUCCUAUGCGGAGGCGGAAAAUCGAAAGAAUACGAAAAAGAAGAGAAAUACUAAAUAAGAAAACUGAUUUUUAAAAAAAACUAUAAUUACAACUGAUAUCACUUCCAACUUCCAUUUUAGAUUAUUUAUGAAGAGAAAAAAAUAGAAUCGUACUAUUAUCUGCACUGCCGAUAAACAGCGUGCGGGUUUGAUUUUAUUUUGGUUGUAUUCGGAAAUUUGGUGACAGACAAUUUUGGUGUGUAGUUUCUUGAGAUGAUAUAAUCAUCUUUUAAGUCAAUUUCGCCUUUUAACUCAGUUUUCUAUUUUUGAGUGCAGUAAUUAUUGUUUUAUGGCAUUAAGACUCUUUCAAAUUUGCAAAUCAAAAUUUGUUGGUUUCAAUUUUAAAUAUCGGUUAGUCUUGCAUAAUGUUUUUCAUCUCGAAUAAUAUGUUUAGCUACUAGUUUAUUUUC